UCUGCGUCCCUUAUUGGCAAGGCCGACCGCAUAAUUAUAAUAAGACGAGAUAUGGGAGGUUCAGCAGCAGAUGACGAGCUCCCGCGGCAAAGGAUGUAAAUUCGUCUUGGCCAUAGUCGACAUUGUACAAAAUUCGUGUAGCGUUGGUAAGAAACUUAACAAUGCCUAGCGGGACGAAGGUGAAGUCUCUUGGGUUCGCUGCUUGCUUUCAUCGAGUACGUAUGACCAUCAAGAUAAUCAAUGAUUCAGGCGACACUGCACCGCAUCCUGUGACUAGCAAUUUUCGAUCAUCGACCGAUAGCUUCCCGUCAAUAAUUGAUUAUUUAGAUUUGCGGCCUGGCUUGAGUGCGUAUUGAGUUUUCACAUUGAGUAAUGUUUGCUCGCUCUGCAAUAGAUUAAUGGGCUCAGUGCUGUACGCAGUUGCUAGAGGUGAGUACACCGCAACGUCGAGUGGCUAGAGGCUGUGAGUGGCAUGAGGCGGAAAUACGGCUGUAUUACUCGGUGAGUAUAGGAGUAAUCAAUGAAGAAAGGCGUUAGGCUGCUAUGCCUGUCGACGAGAAACAUCUCGUAGUCGCGUUUGCUUCGAUAAUAUUU
Messenger RNA from Bipolaris maydis ATCC 48331, 594 nucleotides. NCBI's taxonomy places the organism in Eukaryota, Fungi, Ascomycota, Dothideomycetes, Pleosporales, Pleosporaceae. The record is from RefSeq and is a predicted model, not a curated record.